Molecule: messenger RNA, 1326 nt
Organism: Bipolaris zeicola 26-R-13
Lineage: Eukaryota; Fungi; Ascomycota; Dothideomycetes; Pleosporales; Pleosporaceae
Exons: 3
Coding region: 1-1326 (441 amino acids)
Molecular function (GO): hydrolase activity, acting on carbon-nitrogen (but not peptide) bonds, in cyclic amidines
Source: RefSeq, a predicted model, not a curated record
AUGCACACACAGAAAGCGGGCAGCCCACUGAACAAGAUCAUCAACGUUCGCAUACCAAAUAAGCCACCAUCAUCUCUCUGGGAUAUUGCUAUCCAAGACGGCAGGAUAGCCUCCGUAGAUGCUCAUAAUGAUGCUUCGUCGCAUGAGGAGAGCGAAAACACUCUGGACGGACAAAACCGCCUGCUCGCGCCAUCGCUGUGCCAUGCCCACAUCCAUCUCGACAAAUGCUUUCUCCUCCAAGACCCCAAGUUCAGCGACCUGCAGAUUGAGAGUGGCGACUUCAAUGAGGCCAUGAGCAUUACCGGUCAAGCCAAGUCUCGGUUCGUCGAAGAUGAUCUGCUCAGGAGGGGCACGCGGCUCAUUGAGGAGAGCAUCCAGCACGGCGUUACCGCCAUGCGGGCAUUUGUAGAAGUCGACGGUGUUGUGGAAUUGAAGUGUCUGCACGCGGGUCUGAAGCUGAAAGAGCUUUUCCAAGAUCGGUGUGAGGUGCAGUUAUGCGCAUUCGCUCAGCUGCCAUUGUUUUCCGGUCAAGACGAAGGUGCACAAGUAAGAAAACUGAUGACCACUGCUGCCUCCUAUGACAAAGUAGACGUGCUUGGCAGCACGCCGUAUGUGGAGGACAGUGAGCGUAAAUCUAUAGAAAACGUGCGAUGGAUCACUCAACUGGCCCUUGAACAUAACAAACACCUAGACCUCCACCUCGACUACUUCCUCGAGGAAGAAAAACAGCCUCUCGUUUGGACUGUCUUGGAUAUCAUCAGAGAGCUCAAAUGGGAUAAGAAGGACAGCAGCAAAAAGAUAGCGCUGGGACAUUGUACCAGGUUGACAAGGUUCCGCAACGACGAGUGGACACAUCUGAGACAAGAAGUAGACAAAUUGCCCAUCUCUUUUGUUGGCCUUCCAACUUCCGACCUGUUCAUGAUGCGGACUCCGGAGAACAUACGUGGGACGUUGCCCAUCAUAGAGCUCAUCAAUGAGCAUGGCUUCAACGCUGCCAUUGCUAUUAACAACGUGGGAAACGCCUUCACUCCCUAUGGUAACUGCGAUCCUUUGGCUAUCGCGGCGAUUGGAGUUGGAGUCUAUCAGGCUGGAACAAAGAAAGAUGCUGAGUUGUUAUAUGAAACCGUUUCUACCCGUGCAAAGACUGCAAUUGGAUGUGAAGCUACAGAUCUGACUCUACAGCCUGGACAGCCUGCCGAUUUUCUCAUGUUUGAUAGAACGGACAGCGGCUGGCAGUACAGGAAAAGCAUUGUAGAGGUUGUUUAUGAUGCUGGGAAUACUCGCCGGACAGUCUACAGGGGUCGAUUGAUCGCCUCUCAAGGUUGA